Molecule: messenger RNA, 1071 nt
Organism: Procambarus clarkii (red swamp crayfish)
Lineage: Eukaryota; Metazoa; Arthropoda; Malacostraca; Decapoda; Cambaridae
Source: RefSeq, a predicted model, not a curated record
AUGUCAGUGGUGACUGUAACGCCUUCAAUGAUGUCAGAGGUGGCUGUAACGCCAUCAAUGAUGUCAGUGGUGACUGUACCGCCACCAAUGAUGUCGGUGGUGACUGUACCGCCACUAAUGAUGUCAGUGGUGACUGUACCGCCACCAAUGAUGUCGGUGGUGACUGUACCGCCACCAAUGAUGUCAGUGGUGACUGUAACGCCUCCAAUGAUGUCAGAGGUGACUGUAACGCCUCCAAUGAUGUCAGUGGUGACUGUAACGCCUCCAAUGAUGUCAGUGGUAACUGUAACGCCUCCAAUGAUGUCAAUGGUGGCUGUAACGCCACCAAUGAUGUCAGAGGUGGCUGUAACGCCUCCAAUGAUGUCGGUGGUGACUGUACCGUCACCAAUGAUGUCAGUGGUGGCUGUAACGCCUCCAAUGAUGUCAGAGGUGACUGUAACGCCUCCAAUGAUGUCAGUGGUGACUGUAACGCCUCCAAUGAUGUCAGUGGUAACUGUAACGCCUCCAAUGAUGUCAGUGGUGGCUGUAACGCCACCAAUGAUGUCAGUGGUGGCUGUAACGCCUCCAAUGAUGUCAGUGGUGACUGUAACGCCUCCAAUGAUGUCAAUGGUGGCUGUAACGCCUCCAAUGAUGUCAGUGGUGACUGUAACGCCUCCAGUGAUGUCAAUGGUGGCUGUAACGCCUCCAAUGAUGUCAGCGGUGGCUGUAACGCCUCCAAUGAUGUCAGUGGUGGCUGUAACGCCUCCAAUGAUGUCAGCGGUGGCUGUAACGCCUCCAAUGAUGUCAGCGGUGGCUGUAACGCCAUCAAUGAUGUCAAUGGUGGCUGUAACGCCUCCAAUGAUGUCAGCGGUGGCUGUAACGCCAUCAAUGAUGUCAGCGGUGGCUGUAACGCCUCCAAUGAUGUCAGCGGUGGCUGCAACGCCUCCAAUGAUGUCAGUGGUGGCUGUAACGCCUCCAAUGAUGUCAGUGGUGGCUGUAACGCCUCCAAUGAUGUCAGUGGUGACUGUACCGCCACCAAUGAUGUCAGCGGUGGCUGUAACGCCAUCAAUGAUGUCAGCGGUGACUCUGUAA